Messenger RNA from Pararge aegeria (speckled wood butterfly), 1976 nucleotides. RefSeq names its product protein charlatan (gene chn). Bases 68 to 1591 code for a protein of 507 amino acids. The transcript has 4 exons. Lineage: Eukaryota; Metazoa; Arthropoda; Insecta; Lepidoptera; Nymphalidae. The record is from RefSeq and is a predicted model, not a curated record.
UCGGCCCGGCGACAGCGCCUCGCGCUCCCAGCUGCAGCCGCACAGCGCGCGAGCGACGCGGCGCGGCAUGGAGGGCGCGGCCGGCGUGGCCUCGCUCGCCAUGGACUGCGAGGACAUGUUCAAGGAGAUCACUAAGAAGCUGUACGGCGAGGAGGCUAGCGUGGGCGGCGUGGGCGGCGCGGCCGUGGGCGUGGUGGGCGUCGAGUUCCCGGGCGUAGAGCGCGAGCUGCAGGACGACGAGCUGCGGCCCGAGGAGCACAUCACGGCCUGGGGGCUGGCGGCGCUCAUGCAGAACGGGUUCCCGCCGCCCGGCAUCCUGCAGGCCAACUUCGCGCCGCGCACCGACCCCACCGCCGAGGACCGCUGGACGGCGGCCGACGAGCCGCUGGCCUGGGCGCACUCGCGCGUGGCGGCCUACAACCCGGCGCAGCGCCUGUUCAAGUGCGCCGAGUGCGACUGCGUGGGCUUCCUGGCGCGCGUGGCGGAGCACUGGCUGGGCACGCACGCGGCGGCGCGCGCCUUCGCCUGCCCGCUGGCCGGCUGCGGCUUUGCCAGCGGCUGGGCGCGCGCCGUGCGCCAGCACCUGGCGCGCGACCACCACUCCGACCCCGCCGCCGCCGACCAACUGCUGCGCGACAACGCGGCGCUCGACGACCUCACGCGCUACCUGGCGCGCCUCAAGGCCAAGGUGGAGGCCGAGCGCCGCGCGCCCGCGCCCGAGCCCGACGCCAAGCGCUACGCGUGCGGCGCCUGCCCCUACGCCACGGACCGGCGCGACCUGUUCACGCGCCACGAGAACAUCCACCGCGACGAGAAGCCCUUCCACUGCUAUCUGUGCCAGAAGCAGUUCAACCGCGCCGACCACGUCAAGAAGCACUUCUUGCGCAUGCACCGCGACCAGCCCUACGACCUCAACCGCAUCCGGCGCGCCGCCAAGCCGGCCGCGCCCGCGCCCGCAUGCUGCAAGCCGCCCGAGCCCGAGUGCCGCGCGCCCGUCAAGCAAGAGCGCGCGCCGCUGGCCAAGGCGGAGGCGCCCGCCAGCCCGCGCCGCAAGGGCGAGCGGCGCUACGCGUGCUGCUACUGCGCGUGGUCGGGCGUGGACAACUGGUGCCUCAAGCGGCACCUCAACACGCACCUCAAGCCCUUCGCGUGCUCGCUGUGCGAGUACAAGGCGGCGCGCGCCGAGCGGCUGGCCACGCACGUGCACAAGGUGCACAACAAGAAGGCGUGCGCCAAGUGCCCGUUCCUGGCCGACGACCAGGUGCAGCUGGGCGCGCACCUGCGCGACGCACACCAGAUCGAGAGCCGCGGCCUCAAGGUGCCGACGGGCGCGCGCGGUCCUGCGGCGCCGGCGCCUGUUCCCGCGCCCCCCGCGCCGGCGCCCGGCGGCAGCGGCGCGGCGCCGGCGGGAGCGCGUCGGCGCGAGGCGCGCGCUGCGGGCGCGGCGCGGCUGUUCGGCUACCUGGAGGCGUCGGACGGCUCGGGCGACGAGUUCGAGGCGCCGCCGGAGCAGUUCGCGCCGCACUACGCUCGCGACAAGGAGAAUGCCGCGCCGCCGCACGCGCUGCACGAGCACUGCCUGCGCUAUUAGCCGCAAUAAAGCACGGCGGGUGCGACGAGAUCGCACCCGCCGUUUCGUUUGCGCGCCCCUCGGCCGCUAUACUGGCGCAUAGUUAUAUAACGGCCCGGGUAGGUACAUGUAUCCGGAUUGACUUGACUUCACUGUAUCAUAUUAUGCGUGUUUGACUUUUAGGAUGGGUAAAAUGUUGUGAUUUCGCAUCAACGACAUUCUAUGGUAACCACAGGUGUCGUAACAGUAGGUAAGUGAAGUAAUGUCGAUCAAUUCAAAGUUUUAUUUUGUGUAACACUGUGCGUUGUUUAAUUGUUUUCCAUUAUUAUUUAUUAAUUGAAUUGAGUAUUUACCUACUUCAUAUACUUAUACGUUUAUGUAGAAAAUAAAUGGCAAAAUUCAAAUU